CUGACAAUACGACAAAUCUCGAAGCUUUGUUUUAUGCUGUAAAAGCUCGACAAUGGCCGGAUCAACGACCCUCAUCAUUUCUCCCCGGCAAAUCGUCAGUAUCCACGACGCAAUCCGGACCCUCCCUCUAUUUCUUAAUUCAGAAAGCACCAAAAUAUCGCCGGUCAGAAGAAGCAGAAGGAGGAAAAAUCAAACUCGCCUUCGACCAGUUCAAAUUCGAGCUCCGGUCUUGCUGUUCCCUCGAUCAGAUGAAGCCGCGAUUAUGGACGAUCGGCUUGUUGGCGGUGGUGAUGAUCUCGGCCUGUUGCCGAGUCGAAUCGAAGUGUAGCAGGAGCUGCGACGAAGCCCUAGCCUCGUACUACGUUUGGCAGGGCACGAAUUUGUCCUUCAUAAGCCAGGUCUUGUCGGCGUCGGUCGCGGAUAUCCUCAGCUACAACAAGGACACGAUCCCGAACAAAGACAGUGUCCUGUGGGGGACCAGGAUCAACGUCCCCUUCAGCUGCGACUGCAUCAGAGACGAGUUCCUGGGUCACGUGUUCAGCUACUCGGUGGGCGCCGGCGACACUUACGAUGGGGUCGCGCAGGAGUACUACUCGAACCUGACGACCGCCUCGUGGUUGCAGGCGUUCAACUCUUAUCCCGCGACCAAUAUACCGGACAACGCGGUUUUGAAUGUGACCGUUAAUUGUUCGUGCGGGAACAGCUCUGUUUCUAAGGAUUAUGGAUUGUUUAUCACGUAUCCGCUGAGGGAGGGGGACACUCUCGAGUCGGUCGCCCAGGGCGUGAAUUUGACGACCGAUUUGCUGCAGAGCUAUAAUCCUGGUGUGAAUUUUAGCCGAGGGAGUGGUCUGGUGUAUAUUCCUGGGAAAGAUGCUAGUGGAAAUUUUCCAGCUCUGAACCCAAGCACAGCAGGACUAUCAGUUGGAGCAAUUGUUGGCAUAUCUACCGCAGCAGUGGUGGUGUUGUCGUUUUUGGCAUUUUGUCUAUAUGCUGGAAUGUAUCGAAAGAAGAAAAUGAAGGAGGCAAUGUUGCUGACGGGAUCUCAUGAAUUAUCAUCUCAAGCACGGAAUGGAAGUGACUCAGCAAAACCUUCUGAAUCAACUGGUCCAGCUGGUGGUGCUUCAACAGGUCUUACAGGAAUCACUGUGGACAAGUCGGUGGAGUUUUCAUAUGAAGAAUUGGCCAAGGCUACAGACAAUUUUAGCCUGGCUAAUAAAAUUGGGGAAGGUGGCUUCGGAGCUGUCUAUUAUGCUGAAUUGCGAGGCGAGAAGGCUGCAAUUAAGAAGAUGGACAUGCAAGCUUCAAGAGAAUUUCUUGCUGAAUUGAAGGUUCUAACAAAUGUUCAUCACCUUAACCUGGUGCGUUUGAUUGGAUACUGUGUUGAGGGUUCUCUUUUCCUUGUCUACGAGUAUAUUGAGAAUGGAAACUUAAGCCAACACUUGCGUGGCUCAGAUAGGGAACCACUUCUGUGGUCUACCAGGGUUCAGAUUGCCCUUGAUUCUGCAAGAGGUCUUGAAUAUAUCCAUGAGCAUACAGUACCAGUUUAUAUCCAUCGAGACAUUAAAACGGCAAAUAUAUUGAUAGACAAGAAUUUCCAUGCUAAGGUGGCAGAUUUUGGUUUGACAAAAUUGACUGAGGUUGGGAGCGCAUCUCUCCCCACACGACUUGUAGGGACAUUUGGAUACAUGCCGCCCGAAUAUGCCCAGUAUGGCGAUGUCUCUCCUAAAGUUGAUGUGUACGCAUUCGGUGUGGUCCUUUACGAACUUGUUUCUGCCAAGGAGGCUGUAGUCAAGGCAAAUGGUUCUAUUGCUGAAUCAAAGGGCCUCGUUGCUUUGUUUGAAGAGGUUCUUAACCAACCCGAUCCCAAAGAGGACCUUCGCAAGCUUGUUGACCCUAGGCUUGGAGAUAAUUAUCCGCUUGAUUCUGUCCGGAAGAUGGCCCAGCUUGCGAAAGCUUGCACACAAGAGAAUCCUCAACUGCGCCCCAGCAUGAGAUCUAUUGUGGUGGCCCUGAUGACGCUUUCAUCUUCGACGGAGGAUUGGGAUGUUGGCUCCUUCUACGAGAACCACGCUCUGGUGAAUCUAAUGUCUGGAAGGUAGAAAAAUCUCCCCUUUUUACUGGAAUCAUGCAAUUACAUUUUUUAAGCAUUCCUUCCUAUGUAGUAUGUGUAUAUUCAUGUAGUUGGUCAAGGACGAUUUGUAAAUUAUUCUCGUGAGUCUUUCCUUUUCCCUAGAAAGAGAAUUAUUGUGGAGCUAUUUCGACACGCGUUGGUUGUAUGUACGUUCUUCCUUGUAUAUACAUACUCAUACCUUGUCAUGCUACAACAAACAGCAUGAUCGGAUGCCAUAAAAGAAAACCUUUGAAGUGGCA
Rhodamnia argentea is the source of this 2370-nucleotide messenger RNA. RefSeq names its product lysM domain receptor-like kinase 3. The record is from RefSeq and is a predicted model, not a curated record. NCBI's taxonomy places the organism in Eukaryota, Viridiplantae, Streptophyta, Magnoliopsida, Myrtales, Myrtaceae. The transcript is spliced from 14 exons. Gene Ontology annotation, biological process: innate immune response; protein phosphorylation. Gene Ontology annotation, molecular function: transmembrane receptor protein kinase activity; ATP binding. The coding region runs from base 249 to 2099 and encodes 616 amino acids.